CUGCCAACAGCUGGUAGCAGAAGAAGGGGAGGCCUGCCCAGGCCAGGGGGCUGGGGAGCAGAACCUGAGGCUCUUACCCUCACAGGAGAAGAUCAACAAGAUGAAGGCUAAUGAAGCCAAGCUGGAGAGUGACAAGCGGAGGCUGAAGGAGAUCCUGGAUGCUUCUGAGAGCCGGGCCACCAAGCUGGAGCUGCUCCGGCACUCCUUGGAGGGUGAGCUGCAGCGCAGCCGCCUGGGGCUGGGGGACCGAGAGGCCCAGGCCCAGGCCCUCCGAGAGCGGGCAGAGAACCUGCAGAGACAGCUGGCAGACAGCGAGCUGAAGGCCGGAUCCCUGCAGUUGACCGUGGAUCGGCUAAACAUAGCAUUGUCCAAGGCGGAAGACAACGAGACGGCCCUCAAAGAGAAGCUUCAGAGCCUGUCGGCCUCCCUGGCGGGGAACAACUGCGCCGUGACCUUGGCUCAGGACAAGAUCGUGAAUCUCCAGAAGUCCCUGACGGCCAGCGAACAUGACCGCAGGGUCCUCCAGGAGCGCUUAGAUGCUGCCCGCCAGGCCGUGACAGAGGCCAAGAAGCGGAGCAGCUCCCUGGGGGACCAGGUGCAGACCCUGCGCAGUGAGCGGACGGAGCUGGAGCUCCAGAAAACCGACCUGGAAGGCCAGCUCCAGCAGCUGCAGGAGGGCCUGCAGAAGAUGAAGGAGGAGAAGCAGCAGCUGCAGGAGCGCCUGACCGGCUUGCAGAAGUCCCUGGCCCAGCUGGAGGGUGAGAAGCGGGAGGCCGAGCGGGAGGCUCUGCGCCUAGAGAAGGACCGGGCUGCCCUCAAGAGGACUCUAGAUAAGGUGGAGCGUGAGAAGCUGCGUAGCCACGAGGACUCCAUUCGGCUGAAUCAUGAGAAGGGCCUCUUGGACCGCUCGCUCACCGGGGCCGAGCAGGAGCUCACAGAGGCCCAGAAGCAGAUCCAUCAGCUGGAG
Molecule: messenger RNA, 967 nt
Organism: Gracilinanus agilis (Agile Gracile Mouse Opossum)
Lineage: Eukaryota; Metazoa; Chordata; Mammalia; Didelphimorphia; Didelphidae
Product: rootletin-like
Exons: 5
Source: RefSeq, a predicted model, not a curated record